CAGGUUGCCCCUUUCUCUUUUCCUCAUUUAUGCAAUCUUUUUCUUCUCCUACUGACCCGAGCAGCCAACUCUUUUCUCUAAACCCUCUCUCCUUCACUCGGUACCUGGCGCCGUAGCCUUUCCGGCAACGGUUCCCUCUUUCUUUCCCUUUCUUUUUUUUUUUCUUCUCUUCCCCUUCCUUCUGCCGCCAGUUUCAUCUGUUUCUAAAAGGGCCUAGCUACCGUUCUUCUCGGAGUGCACUUUAAAAACUGUAUAAUACCUUGAAAUCUAUCCUAUCCGUAUCACCUCUCUCUCUCUCUCCAAAAAAAACGUAUUUUUCUUCCUCUUUGUCUAAUAAUCCAUUCAAUCAGCCUUAUUCUUUAUAAAUCUAGAAACGGAACUAGGGCAAAGCCAAGAACAAGAACAGAACGAGAUGAUUAUUCCAGUUCGCUGCUUCACAUGUGGGAAGGUUAUUGGUAACAAAUGGGAUACUUACCUUGAUCUUCUCCAGGCUGACUACACUGAAGGAGAUGCUCUUGAUGCUUUGGGCUUGGUUCGAUAUUGCUGUAGGCGAAUGCUUAUGACUCAUGUUGACCUCAUUGAGAAGCUUCUGAACUAUAACACUUUGGAGAAGUCCGAGACCAGUUGAGGAAACAUCUAGAAGUUAGUCCUGCAUGCUCUAUUGCAGUUCUGAGUGCCUAUGUGAUUCUAAGAUUUUGUGUAAUGUGGAACGUAGUCAGAAUCCAAACAAUGAAAGACUUCAAUAGUAGUCAACUUGUACUUUGGUUCUAUGAUGGCUGAUUUGUACGUUUGAACCUACCUGGUAAUUUUAAAUAUUAAAUUAUUGGAACAUUGUGCCUGUUGUUCAGAACUUUGCUAUUUCCUUGGAUAAGUAUUUAGUCAAAGAAUAUGAUUGAGAGA
Theobroma umbraticum is the source of this 900-nucleotide messenger RNA. Its product is annotated as DNA-directed RNA polymerases I, II, and III subunit RPABC5. NCBI's taxonomy places the organism in Eukaryota, Viridiplantae, Streptophyta, Magnoliopsida, Malvales, Malvaceae. The record is from RefSeq and is a predicted model, not a curated record. Gene Ontology annotation, cellular component: RNA polymerase III complex; RNA polymerase II, core complex; RNA polymerase I complex. Gene Ontology annotation, molecular function: DNA binding; zinc ion binding. Gene Ontology annotation, biological process: tRNA transcription by RNA polymerase III; transcription by RNA polymerase II; transcription by RNA polymerase I.